Molecule: messenger RNA, 1214 nt
Organism: Penaeus vannamei (Pacific white shrimp)
Lineage: Eukaryota; Metazoa; Arthropoda; Malacostraca; Decapoda; Penaeidae
Source: RefSeq, a predicted model, not a curated record
CCUCGUUCUUAUAAGCAAGACGCUCGUCCGACCAACGCAUUCGAGAGGAUCGUUCUUAACACGAGAAGCUCCUUCAACGUCAGGCACCUCAGCGUCUACCUGCAUUUGGGCAAUCAGUGAAAACAUCUAAAACAUGAUGUUUAAAAGCUUGGUCGCGUCUCUGUCGCUGCUGGUCGUCGCAGGAGUGAGUCACGGCCUCCCAGCCGUCGUCACGGCCCCUCCUCAAGUGGCCGCCCAGUGCCCCUACACGCCGGGGCCGAUCCCUCUGCUGCUGCCCAACCCCGUCGACUGCGGCUCCUUCUACAUGUGCAGCUGGUACGGGACGGCCCUGUUGCAGCACUGUCCUCCUGUGCUGCACUUCAACGCCAAGCUGCAGGUGUGUGACUCUCCUGAACACGCCAACUGUGUACAGAGAACCACAACUGCUCCUGUCUCCAGUACCACUACUGCUGUGCCAGCCUCCAAUGUGACCACAGUUGUUCCUAUUUCCAAUGUGACCACAGCUGUUCCUGUCUCCAAUGUGACCACAGCUGUUCCCGUCUCCAAUGUGACUACAGCUGUCCCUGUCGCCAACGUUACUACAGCUGCCCCACUCUCCAAUAUAACUUCAGCUGUUCCAGUCAACAGAGGAGCCACAACAGGAGUGAGUCACGGCCUCCCAGCCGUCGUCACGGCCCCUCCUCAAGUGGCCGCCCAGUGCCCCUACACGCCGGGGCCGAUCCCUCUGCUGCUGCCCAACCCCGUCGACUGCGGCUCCUUCUACAUGUGCAGCUGGUACGGGACGGCCCUGUUGCAGCACUGUCCUCCUGCGCUGCACUUCAACGCCAAACUGCAAGUGUGUGACUCUCCUGAACACGCCAACUGUGUCCAGAGAACCACAGCUGCCCCUGUCUCCAGCACCACUACUGCUGCCCCAGUCUCCAAUGCGACCACAGCUAUUCCUGUGUUUAAUAUAACUACAGUUGUUCCAGUCAGCAAUGUAACAACAGCUGUUCCUAUCUUCAACGGAACCACAGCUGUUCCUUCUCCACUGUGACCGCAGCAGUUCCAAACUCCAGUGUAAUUGUAGCUGCUUCCAGAUGUUCUAGUCUCUUGUAUCUCCAGUUGCUCCAGUAUCCAGAGUAACUCAGACGAACGCCAACAAUAUUGCUGUCAAGAUGUUUCUUAAUAUGCCAUGCAUUUAUUUUGGAAUAAACCGCUUAAAUACUUUAUGU